This is a messenger RNA of Engraulis encrasicolus (European anchovy), 1851 nucleotides long. It is a transcript of the gene chata, whose product is annotated as choline O-acetyltransferase a. The transcript is spliced from 14 exons. Gene Ontology annotation, cellular component: neuron projection; cytoplasm. NCBI's taxonomy places the organism in Eukaryota, Metazoa, Chordata, Actinopteri, Clupeiformes, Engraulidae. The record is from RefSeq and is a predicted model, not a curated record. Gene Ontology annotation, biological process: acetylcholine biosynthetic process; neuromuscular synaptic transmission. Gene Ontology annotation, molecular function: choline O-acetyltransferase activity. The coding region runs from base 1 to 1851 and encodes 616 amino acids.
AUGCCAGUUUUGAAGAGAGAGCAAUCUACCACUUCCAGCAACAGCAAUAGGGUGCCCAAACUGCCAGUCCCUGACUUACAACAUACACUGAAAUUAUACCUCAAGUCGGUGAAACACCUCAUCCCAGAGGAGGAGUUCCAGAAGACCCAGGCCAUCGUGGAGACGUUUGGAGUUGCUGGGGGAGUCGGGGAGAUGCUUCAAAAAAAUCUUCUGCAAAGGAGUGAGAGCAAAGCAAACUGGGUUUAUGACUACUGGCUUGAGGAUAUGUACCUGAACAACAGAUCAGCAUUGCCAGUGAACUCAAGUCCUGUCAUAGUGCUGCCCAAGCAGAAUUUCAAGACCAAUAGUGAUGCUACAAGAUUUGCUGCUCAUUUAAUUUCGGCAGUACUAGAAUAUAAAACACUGCUGGAAUCACAUGCAUUACCCGAGGACCGAGGCAAGGGUCAGCUGGCUGGGACUCCUCUGUGUAUGGAGCAGUACUACAAGCUCUUCACAACUUGUCGCCUUCCCGGCCUGAAGAAAGACACUCUUGUGACCAAGACAAGCUCAGUCAUGCCUGAACCUGAGCACAUUAUUGUGGCCUGCAGAAACCAGUUCUUUGUGCUGGAUGUGAUGAUCAACUUUCGGCACCUGAAUGAGAAGGACCUGUACACACAGCUGGAGAAGAUCAGGAAGAAGGCGGAGGGCGAGGAGCAGCACUUCCCCCCUAUUGGCCUCCUCACCUCUGACGGACGCACACACUGGGCGGAGGCACGAGAUAUUCUAAUCAGAGAUUCCACCAACAGAGACUCCUUGGACAUGCUUGAGAGAUGCUUGUGCGUGUUGUGCUUGAAUGAGCCCAGUGGACUGGCCCUCUCUGACACUAACCGUGCAUGGCUGAUGCUCCACGGAGGAGGACCAGACAGAAGCGGGGCCAACCGCUGGUACGACAAACCCAUGCAGUUUGUCAUAGGUUUAGAUGGCUGCUGUGGAGUUGUGUGUGAACACUCACCCUUUGAAGGGAUCGUCAUUGUCCAGUGCACAGAGUUUCUCCUGAAAUGCAUGAAAGGAAGUCCGUCUAAGCUGGUGAGGGCAGCCAGUGUGAGUGAGCUACCCGCCCCAAGGCGACUGCGUUGGAAAAGCUCCCCAGCAAUCCAGGCUCUUCUUGCUGCUUCAGCAGACAAAUUACAUCGGCUUGCCAAAAACCUGGACUUGGCGGUUUUCAAGUUUACAAAGUAUGGAAAAGACCACAUCAAGAGGCAGAGAAUGAGCCCUGAUGCAUACAUUCAAGUAGCGCUGCAGUUUACAUACUACAGGUGUCACAGAAAAGCUGUGUUCACAUAUGAGAGUGCUUCCAUUCGACGAUUUCAAGAUGGCCGUGUGGACAACAUCCGUUCAGCGACAUCGGAGGCUUUAGCAUUUAGCAAGGCUAUGACAGAUGAGAAGCCCAAAGUCUCGAAUGAAGAGAGGAUGGAAUUGCUGAAGGAGGCUAUUAAAGCUCAGACAAACUAUACUGCCUUGGCAGUCGCAGGAGAGGCCAUUGACAAUCACCUUUUGGGACUGAAGGAAAUGGCCAAGGAGCUGUGUAUGGAGACGCCUGAAAUCUUCACUGAUGACACUUACACAGCCAGCAAUCACUUCAUCCUGUCCACAAGCCAGGUCCCGACCUCAGAGGACAUGUUCUGUUGCUAUGGUCCGGUGGUACCCGAUGGAUACGGAGCCUGCUACAACCCCCAGCCAGGCUCCAUUCUCUUCUCUGUAUCGUCUUUCAGUGACAGCGACCUGACCUGCUCUGACUUGUUUGUGAAGGACCUAGAGGUUUGCCUGCUGGAGAUGGAAGGUUUAUGCUGUAAAAAUGCUAGUGUUGUUUAG